AUAAUUCCAAACCCAUAUGUGAUCCAAACCCUCUUCUUUCGUGCCAAGAUGUCCUAUCUGUACCAAGUUCAGGAGAUCUUGGGUUCUAUGCAUUGUCAGCCAAAGAGUGUGUAGACGACUGCCUGGUCAGUCCACUCAGUGUUUCUUCUUCAGGGAGCUCGGAUACAGAGGCCUUCUCUCUCAUAGUCAAGUGUUGUGUAGGUGGUGGGUUGUGCAUCAGGAUGGACAGCCACUGUGACGCACACCAGGCCAACACGGUCACAAACUUGCCAAAUCCUGAGUUUCCUACCAACAAAGUGCCUGAUACCUCUACAGAUGUGGAGACCUUUGGCAUGGUGUGUGAAGCACAAAGUGAAAGGGAUGUGGACCACAAGAGUAGCAGCAGCCAGAGCAUUUUAAGUGUUGAUGACACUGCCGAAGUGGCAGCUAAUGAAACAAGUAACGUGCCAGUAUCAUCAGCUGGCCGUGAGUCCCCAGUUACAGAUGGUGGGGCGGAUGGGGCCAGAGCUGACCCAUACCUGCCUCCCCAACCUGUUAAAUCUUUGUCUGUGAUAUUCAGCUCUACGCCGUUACAUGGUCACUUCUCCACUGCUUCUCCUCACAUUAGCAGUGGAGAUGAGGAGCCCCAGGGCACCUCGGGGCCCAGCCGUCCGUCCUCGACCACUGCCCCUGGGUCCCCUGGGCUGGGGGGGUCUCUUAGAGGGAUGCCCAUCACCCCCUCUGGCCAACAAGGUGUUGUGAAAACAGUAGCAGCAUCAAGCCAGUGUUGUGUGGGUGAGGCUGAGGCUUCAUGUACCACACACGUGCUGCACAACACCUCUCAGCCUGCCCAGCAGCCAGUGGCAGCUGUGGCACAAGCUGCGGCACACACACAGGCCAGUCUCAACAUUCCUGGCUCAAUGGCCAACAAUAAUGCCAAUAGCCAACUCCAGGGUAGCAACCCUAGCUUUAACCAGGAGACAAAGCAGGCUAUAGCCAGCUUACUCCAAAUAAGUGCAACCUGCAACCAAUACGCUUCAUUUCCUACUUCAUCAAAAUUCCAGGCUGCAGGCAAGCCUGGAAAAUUUGGUUUUGCUUCCUUCCCCCAUGGCUUUAUUAAAGUUAAUAGGUGGGGCAUUCCACGUGGCUUGGGUCUCGUAGGCGGGGGAGAGAGUGCAGCCAAUGGGUGGGGCACAUCGGCCCCUCAAACGGCUGGGUGGGGUAGCUCUGGUGCCAACCAGGCCGGAUCACAAGGCCAAUGGGGAGGAGCUCCCAAUCGUGCUGGAGGAGCACCAAACACAUCCCCUGGACAAGGAGGGAGUCUCAAGCCAGCACAGCAAAAUAGUGGUCCUUCUCAGCAACCAAGUUCUCCAGCAGGUCAGCAGAACACACAGACAGGAGGAACAGGAGGGCAGCAGGGACCAGCAGGAGUCAACAAUCAACAACAGACUCAACAGGGCAACAGCGGACAAGGAGGCAAUAGUAAUAAUACUUGGGCACAAGCUGCAGGGAAAGGUCUUCCAGCUGGUAGUGGGUCGGGGGAUGCUCAAAAACGUCACAUGGAGCAGCAACUGCAGAGUAUCAGGGAAGCUUUGCUCAGCAGUGAAGGCUGGGGUGGGGAAAAUGUCAACCAGGAGACAACGUGGGACCUUCCAGGAUCGCCCGAACCUUGCAAAGAUGCUAAUGCUCCUCAUCUGAAACUUAAUGUCAAUAAUGGAUGUGACUUAUGGGAAAAUAACUUGAGAAAUGGAGGUGCAGCCCCUCCAAAGACUCAACAGGCUCCAUGGGGCCAUACUCCAGCCACAAACUAUGGCGGAACUUGGGGUGAGGAUGAUGAUGCCACAGAUUCAUCCAAUGUUUGGACCGGUGUUCCCUCCAAUAAUCCACAGUGGGGUGCCAAUACUCCAAACCCACCCAACAUGUGGGGGGGAGGGGCACCACCAAAGAAGAAUAGUGAAUGGGCUGCAGGAGGCAGUGGUACUGGAGGAGGAAAUACACAAAGUGGCUGGGGAGACCAUGGCCCUCAAAGGUCAGGUGUGGAAAAUCCACCAAGCGACUGGGGACCAGGAGGCCCUCACAAACCUGGCCCACAUGUUGGUCCACAUGCAGGACCUCACAGCCACAGUGGACCACAUAGUGGUCCAAACAGUGGUCCUCACAGUGGAUCUCAUGGUGGUCUACAUAGUGGCCAUCAUGUUGGCCCUCAUAGUGGCCCUCACAACACUCCUCAUGGUGCACCUCAUAAUGGACCUCAUAGUGGAUCUCAUACUGGACCCCAUGGACCUCAUGGCCCACAUAAUGGACCACAUGGUGUCCCACAUGGGGCCCCUCAUGGUAACCUUCCUCACAGUGGUCCACCUGGUGGUCCUGGAGGACCAACACAAUGGAAUGGUCCAAAAGAUAUGAAGCCAAGUGGGCCAGUUGGUGCACCAAGUGGAUGGGAGGAGCCUUCUCCACCAACGCAGCGGCGUGAUGACGGAACAGCCGUUUGGGGUAACCCACAGCAACAGGCUAAUGUGUCCCGGUGGAAGGAAAUGCCCAACCCGAACAUAAUGGGCAGACCCAACAUGCCAGGGCCUCAACAAGGCCGCAUGCCAGGACCACCAGUUCCACCGGGAAUCAAGCCAGAUCAGCGCAUGUGGGGACAACAUGGGAGAAAUGGCAGCUGGAGUGACCCCCCUCACGAUACGGGUAGUGGCAUGUGGGGGGAGGAGCCGAAGUCAGGUGGUUGGGGAGAACCACCAAUCACAUCCCCAUCUUGGGGAACAAAACCGAAGACUCCAACUGGUGGUCCAGUUGGGCCUGGUUGGGGAGAAACAGAUAUGGAGCUGCAAGGCUGGGGACACCAAAAUAAGAUGACUGGUUUCCCUCCUCUGCUUGAUCUCAGAUCUCCCAAAACUCUCAUUCCUGAGUCCCACUUCCCAUUUGCUGUAAGUUGCCAGUACUGUCUCCCCUUGUUACAAUAUUUGGGGCUCCUACCUGCUUACCAGCUUUAUCUGUCCCUAUUUUGUGGCUGUUGUCUGCUUGUUGUGUUUUAGAGGUGGCCACAAAGC
Messenger RNA from Penaeus vannamei (Pacific white shrimp), 3032 nucleotides. NCBI's taxonomy places the organism in Eukaryota, Metazoa, Arthropoda, Malacostraca, Decapoda, Penaeidae. The record is from RefSeq and is a predicted model, not a curated record.